Messenger RNA from Myripristis murdjan (pinecone soldierfish), 1768 nucleotides. RefSeq names its product multidrug and toxin extrusion protein 1-like. Lineage: Eukaryota; Metazoa; Chordata; Actinopteri; Holocentriformes; Holocentridae. Gene Ontology annotation, biological process: xenobiotic detoxification by transmembrane export across the plasma membrane. Gene Ontology annotation, cellular component: membrane. Bases 20 to 1768 code for a protein of 582 amino acids. The transcript has 18 exons. Gene Ontology annotation, molecular function: xenobiotic transmembrane transporter activity; antiporter activity. The record is from RefSeq and is a predicted model, not a curated record.
GGCAUCUGGGGCCAGAGACAUGGAGGAACCGAGUGCCAAGCUGUUCUGCUGUGAGUGGGUGCGCCGCAGGGUUCCCCUGGUGUACAGAGAGGAGCUGUACCAUACCCUCAGGAUGGCAGGACCUGUGCUCUUCUCUCGAAUCCUACAAUACAUGCUUCCUUUUGUCAUUACAAUGUUCUGUGGUCGGCUGGGAAAUGAAGUGAUGGCUGCCUAUGGACUAGCUUCUGCUACCAUAAAUGUGAGCACUGCAGCCACUGGCUAUGGUCUGACACUGGGAUGUCACACUUUGGUGUCUCAGACAUUUGGUGGUAAGAACCUGCUGCGAGUGGGAGUGAUUCUUCAGCGGAGCGUCCUGAUCCUGCUGCUCUUCUGUCUGCCCUGCUGGAGUCUGCUCAUUAACGCCGAGGCCAUCCUGCUCUGCCUGGGCCAGAGGCCCGAGGUGGCCAGAAUAGCUCAGCUGUAUAUUAUAGCCUACCUGCCCGCAGUGCCGGCCACGUUUCUGCAUCAUCUUCUGUUGUCUUAUUUGCAGAACCAGAGCAUCAUACUACCUCAGGUGUACUCGGCUGCCUUGGCAAACGUAGCUAACAUAGCGACAAACUACAUCCUAGUCUCCUGGCUGGACCUGGGAGUUCAUGGAUCUGCAGCAGCCAACACCCUGUCCCAAAUAUACAUCUGUGCUUUUUUGUUUGCUUACAUUUGGUGGAAGAAGCUACAUGAAAAAACAUGGGGAGGCUGGUCUGCAGAAUCACUGCAGGAGUGGGGCUCCUACAUGAAACUGGCUAUUCCCAGCACAUUUAUGACAUGUUUCGAGUGGUGGAUUUAUGAGUUUGGGGGCUUCUUUGCAGGAAUGCUGAGUGAAAAUGACCUGGCAGCCCAACAUGCCGUGAUGAUGGUGUCGUUUAUAAACUACAUGUUCCCCCUCGGUGUGCAAGGUGCAGCCUGUGUGCGUGUGGGUAAUGCCCUGGGUGCAGGAGACACUGAAGGGGCCAUCCGGGCUGGCAAGGUAUCCAUCUUGCUUGCAGGUACCAUGGCGAUCGUUCAAGGCCUUGUGCUUGGCUCUACGAAAACAGUGAUCGGUUUCAUCUUCACCUCUGAUCAACAGAUUGCAGAUCUCGUCGCUUAUAUGAUGAAUGCAUACUGUGCCGUUCAGUGCUUUGAUGCUCUUGUGUGUGUGUGCACAGGCAUCUUUCUGGGUUCAGGCCAACAGAAGAUACCAGCUGUAGCUAAUCUGAUUGGUUAUUAUUGCAUUGGACUUCCACUGGCAAUUACUUUCAUGUUUGUGGUCAAACUGGGAUGUUUAGGUUUUUGGUUGGGCCUGCUCGUCUGUGUCUGCGUACAAUCAACCUUCAACAUCAUUGUCAUCUUCAGGCUAAACUGGAAGAGACUGACAGAGGAGGCUGUGAAACGAGCUAAGAAAAACACUCAUGUGGCCUUAAUGAAAACACCCCAAUAUGUUUCUGUUGUCUCCCAGAUGGGUGUAGAUGGCUACAUCUCUGUGAGCACAGAGAGCAAAGACGGGAACGCCGAGACACAAAGUGGAGCAGAGCCGAGGAGACGCCGUCUCUCCCCGGCGCAGCUGAUCCUGAGGCGAGGCCUCACUCUGAUUGUUUUACUUGCUCUUCUGGCUGUGGGCAUCAGCGUCCACUCCCUCGUGCCCCUGCCAGAGAGUCGCUUCUCAGAGGGCAACUUAACAGACUGGAUCAAUACGACCCAGCCUACUGAUCAAAUACAGUCCACUCCGCUGGGCUUAGAAGCAGAGUUAGGAUGA